CCAACCCUAAAUCUCUAAGGUAUCUAAAUUUGUAGUACCUAAGCAAAUCCUAAAGUUAAAACAAAGAAUCCCUAAAGAAGAAGAAGAAGAUAAGAAGAAAUGGCAUAGACAAAGAACAACCCAUGUUCAUUUUCUCUCUCUCAUUGAAACUCCAAAAAAAAAACUCAUAAAAAUCAUUUUUCCUUUCUUUGUGUCUAGCUAGGGUUUGCAUUUCUUUCACAAUUUUGGUUGACUCAUUAGGAGAGAAAAGAGGGUGUCAUAGUUAGCCAAGAGAAGAAAUAAUAAUAAAAAAGUAAAGAUCAGGAUGGGUAGAGGAAGAGUGGAGCUGAAGAGGAUAGAGAACAAGAUAAACAGGCAAGUCACUUUUGCAAAGAGGAGAAAUGGAUUGCUCAAAAAAGCUUAUGAAUUAUCUGUGCUUUGUGAUGCUGAGGUUGCUCUCCUCGUUUUCUCUAAUCGUGGAAAGCUAUAUGAAUUCUGCAGCACAAACAAUAUGCUCAAAACCCUUGAGAGGUACCAAAAAUGCAGCUAUGGAACAUUGGAAGUUAAUCGAUCAAUCAAAGAUAAUGAGCAAAGCAGCUACAGGGAAUACUUGAAACUCAAAGCUAAGUAUGAGUCACUGCAGCGAUAUCAAAGACACCUUCUUGGAGAUGAGUUGGGGCCUCUGACUAUAGAUGAUCUUGAGCAUCUUGAGGUCCAACUUGAUACUUCCCUCAAACACAUUAGGUCCACCAGGACACAAAUGAUGCUUGACCAGCUUUCUGAUCUUCAAACUAAGGAGAAAUUGUGGAAUGAGGCUAACAAGGUUCUUGAAAGAAAGAUGGAAGAGAUAUAUGCUGAAAACAACCUGCAACAAACAUGGGGUGGUGCUGAGCAAAGUCUCACUUAUGGUCAGCAGCAACAUGCUCAAUCUCAGGGUUUCUUCCAACCUCUAGAGUGCAACUCUUCCUUGCAAAUUGGGUACGAUCCAAUAACAACUUCAAGCCAAAUAACAGCAGUAACAAAUGCCCAAAACGUGACUGGUAUGAUACCUGGCUGGAUGCUGUGAAUUAAUGUCCCUCAAACACUCCUACUCUGACUUAUCUUCAGCUUUGCAUAAAAGCAUAUUCUAUAAUAAAAAGGAAAACUUCAGUACUUUUUCUAAUUUUGAGCAUAGUUUUAUUGAUAAAUACUAAGGUGAACCAUUUUCUUUGCAUAAAAACAACCUGUUUGCUUGGAAAUGUAUUCAUAUCAUAAGGUGGAUGGAUGGAUGUUGCUGAAGGAUGAUUGUUAUUAGUAUCUUUUUCUGUGAAUUCAGUUUC
Molecule: messenger RNA, 1298 nt
Organism: Solanum dulcamara
Lineage: Eukaryota; Viridiplantae; Streptophyta; Magnoliopsida; Solanales; Solanaceae
Product: agamous-like MADS-box protein MADS2
Exons: 8
Coding region: 305-1045 (246 amino acids)
Biological process (GO): positive regulation of transcription by RNA polymerase II
Cellular component (GO): nucleus
Molecular function (GO): protein dimerization activity; DNA-binding transcription factor activity, RNA polymerase II-specific; RNA polymerase II cis-regulatory region sequence-specific DNA binding
Source: RefSeq, a predicted model, not a curated record